Molecule: messenger RNA, 1494 nt
Organism: Cajanus cajan (pigeon pea)
Lineage: Eukaryota; Viridiplantae; Streptophyta; Magnoliopsida; Fabales; Fabaceae
Source: RefSeq, a predicted model, not a curated record
AUGGCGGCCAUCCAAAGGCAAAGAGAAGCCGAUUCCCGAGAGCUGGCCGAGCUACGUCGACAGAACGCCGAGCUCCGGAACCUGAACCAAACCUAUGUGCCGUCAACUCCCACACUCGAAGAAGAAUCCACCUAUCACGCCCCAACCGACCAGGUCACCCGAACUCCGGUCACAUCUUUAAUAGCCAACAAGGCCGACACCACCGUCCACUCCCUCAGACAUCCUUUUUCCAGAAGGAUAAUGGACGCAACCCUGUUGGAUCAUUGGAAGAGCAUGCCGAUCGAGAAGUACAAUGGAUCAUCCGAUCCCGAGGAGUACUUGAACGUUUUCUUGACUCAAGCAACUCUUUCCACUCAAGACGACUCGGAUUUCUGCCGAAUAUUCCCGACGUCACUGAAAGGAAGAGCCUUAAGUUGGUUCACCAGAUUGCCGAGCUCCUCCAUUGACUCGUUCAACGAGUUGUCGUCCCAGUUCACCCUACAAUUCGCCACGAGCAAGCCCUACAAGACGACCUCGUUAGCCUUAGCGGGGGUCCGUCAAGAAAAGAAGGAAAACCUGAGACGUUUCAUGGACCGAUUCAACAAGAUUGCAAUGGAGAUUGGCGAUCUCAAUCCUGCCGUGGCGCUGGACCGGCUAAGCACUGCCCUCAGGUCGGGGCCAUUCGUUAAUAGCUUAUGCAAGAAACCACCCGUUGACCUGAACGACCUCAGGCGACGAGCCGAGAAGUACAUGCAGAUGGAAGAACUUGCCGAGACUCGAAACCAAGCUAGGGCCGAGGAGGGCAAUGGUCGAAAGGAAUCUGGGCGAGAGCCGAUGAAAGAGACUUAUGCGGAACCGGCUAACACUCGACCCCCGAGAGGACCACGUUACAAAGCCUACACGCCCCUGAAUGCAAGUAGGGCCAAGGUGAUGGAGCAGGCCCUUGCCUCGGAAAUCCUCGCAAUGCCGAAACGAGCGAACACCCCUCCAAGGGCCGAUAAGGCUAAGACGUGCCGUUUCCACCGAAAUAGAGGACAUUCGACCGAAGAAUGCUCGACAUUAAAAGACAAGCUUGAGGACCUUAUAAAACAAGGCCACCUGAGAAAUUUUGUUACCUUUCAAGACCAGCUGAGAAGAAGACAUCCACCCCGCGAGGAGCACCAACCAAGAGACCGACGUCACCGAUCCCGAUCAGCCGAGAAGCAGGACCGAUCACGGCACUCGAGGGGGGAGAAUGACCGACCGAGGAAAGUAAUCAAUACAAUAGUCGGAGGCUUUGCCGGAGGAGGGUCCACCUCUUUGGCAUGGAAAAGAUACCUCCGAGCAAUGCGAUCGGUUAAUAGCGUGAACCAGCCGAGAAGGUCAAGAAUGCCACCAAUAACCUUCUCCGAUCGAGAUUUUCGAGGCGUCGAUCCUGUUCAGGACGACCCCAUGGUAAUUUCAGUCGAAAUGCAUAAUUGCAUUGUGAAAAAGACCUUGGUCGACCAGGGGAGCUCGGUCGACAUCUUAUACUAG